Molecule: messenger RNA, 3763 nt
Organism: Sciurus carolinensis (gray squirrel)
Lineage: Eukaryota; Metazoa; Chordata; Mammalia; Rodentia; Sciuridae
Gene: Sh3rf2
Product: SH3 domain containing ring finger 2
Exons: 10
Coding region: 237-2429 (730 amino acids)
Biological process (GO): positive regulation of proteasomal ubiquitin-dependent protein catabolic process; protein ubiquitination; positive regulation of JNK cascade
Cellular component (GO): nucleoplasm
Molecular function (GO): protein phosphatase 1 binding; ubiquitin protein ligase activity
Source: RefSeq, a predicted model, not a curated record
CUGAGUUGUUAAAGUUUUCAAAGCGGUGGCAGCCGCGCACUUGGGGAAGGGAAGCCAGCUGCAGCGCGCGCAGCCGAGCGGAGGACAGGCUGAGCUGAGCUGAACUCCGCGGAGGUUAGAGGCACAAGGCAGGAAUUCUGACGCUCUCCAAGAGACCCUGCUCUGCCGGCUUGGCUCAGCUGCCCCUGCGAUGUGGACCCUGCUCCUCCAGGUCGGGGCUGGAGUUUUAAAAUAAAAUGGAUGAUUUGACGUUACUUGAUCUUCUGGAGUGCCCUGUGUGUUUUGAAAAGCUCGACGUCACAGCCAAAGUCCUUCCUUGCCAGCACACCUUCUGCAAACCAUGUCUACAGAGGAUUUUCAAGGCCCAUAAGGAGCUGAGGUGUCCAGAAUGCAGGACCCUGGUGUUUUGCAGCAUCGAGGCGCUGCCGGCCAACCUGCUGCUGGUGCGUCUUCUGGAUGGCGUGCGCUCAGGGCAGAGCUCCGGGAGAGGGGGCUCCUUCCGCAGGCUGGGCGUACUAACCUCACAGGACGGCAGAAAAAGCAGGACCAGCCCCAGAAGUCUGCAGGCCAGCCCUUUCCGGCCUGUGCCCAAUAUCAGAAUACACAUGGAUGGGGUGCCUCGAGCCAAGGCCUUAUGCAACUACAGAGGGCACAAUCCUGGUGACCUGAGGUUCAAUAAGGGAGAUGUCAUCCUCCUUCGGAGACAGCUUGAUGAGAAUUGGUACCAGGGGGAGAUCAAUGGCAUCAGCGGGAUCUUCCCAGCCAGCUCCGUGGAAGUCAUCAAGCAGCUGCCCCUGCCGCCCCCGCUCUGCAGGGCCCUCUACAACUUUGACCUACGAGACAAGGAUAAAAGUGAGAACCAGGAUUGCCUGACCUUCCUCAAGGACGAUGUCAUCACUGUGAUCAGCCGAGUGGAUGAGAACUGGGCAGAAGGCAAGUUAGGAGACAAAGUAGGCAUCUUUCCCAUCUUGUUUGUAGAGCCAAACUUCACCGCAAGACAGCUGCUAGAGAAGAACAAAGGGCAUCAGUCAUCCCGCACAAAAAACCUGUCCCUGGUGUCCUCAUCGUCCAGAGGCAAAGCAGCCAACACACCCACCCUCCAUAGGGGCCCAGGAUCCAGGAGGAAGGCACCAGGACAGUUCUCCAUCACAACAGCCCUGAACACUCUCAACCGGAUGGUCCAUUCUCCUUCAGGGCGCCAGAUGGUGGAGAUCAGCACUCCAGUACUUAUCAGCUCCAGCAACCCCUCUGUGAUCACCCAGCACAUGGAGAAGGCAGACUUCCCUCCCAGUCCUGCAGGACAGGUCAGCACUUACCAUCCUGCACCUGCCUCCUCAGGACAUUCCGUGGCCACAGUCAGUCUGCCCGGCUCUCAGCAACAACUCUCUACUAACAUGUUUGUAGCCCUGCACUCCUACUCAGCCCACGGACCCGAUGAGCUGGACCUGCAGAAGGGAGAAGGCGUCAGGGUCCUGGGGAAGCACCAGGAUGGCUGGCUGAGGGGCAUCUCCUUGGUCACUGGGCGAGUCGGCAUCUUCCCAAACAACUAUGUCAUCCCCAUUUUCAGGAAGACCUCUAGUUUUCCAGAUUCCCGGAGCCCUGGUCUUUAUGCCACAUGGACGUUAUCCACCUCCUCUGUGUCGUCCCAAGGAAGCAUUUCAGAAGGUGAUCCCCAGCAAAGCCGUCCCUUCAAAUCCGUCUUUGUGCCCACCGCGGUAGUCAACCCUGUGAAGAGCGCAGCCGGGAAUUUAGGACAAGGAUCUCUUCGGAAAGGGCGGAACAGCAUGAGAAAAAAUGGAUCCCUGCAGAGAUCGGCGCAGUCAGGGAUCCCCUCCUUUGUGGUGGGCUCCCUCCGACGCAGUCCCACCAUGGUGGUACAGCCUCAACAGUUCCAGUUCUACCAGUCUCAGGGGAUCCCCUCCUCCCCAUCAGCGCUGCUGGUAGAGAUGGGACCCACAUCUACUCCCACUGGGGAGCCUGCCCUCACCUGCGUCAGCAGAGGCAGCGAUGCCAGGAUCCCCUCGACAGCCAGUUCAGUCAUCAUGGAAGGCAAGGAAAUCCCCACCAAGAGUGAGGCUCCACCAAAACCGCCCGCAUCUGCCCCACCGUCUAUCCUGGUGAAACCAGAAAACUCAAGAAAUGGCAUGGAAAAGCAAGUCAAAACCGUGAGAUUUCAGAAUUACAGCCCUCCUCCCACCAAACACUAUACUUCCCAUCCCACCUCUGGAAAGCCUGAACAGCCAGUCACCUUCAAGGGGUCCCUGCCUGAAGCAGCUCCUUUGAGCUCAGAGAUGACCAUCCUGUUUGCCCACCGAAGUGGUUGCCACUCUGGACAGCAGACAGACCUCCGGAGAAAGUCACCUUUCAGCAAGGCCAUGCCCCCAGCACCCACUGCCUCAGCCACGCAGACCAUGUUCCCCAGCAAAUGAAUCUACCAGUGGCUUUUCCUAGACCCCAAAGAGGUGAAAUGCAUUUAAAUACAGUCUGCCUCCAUUGAGGGAGUCCUACCAUUCUUUGGCAACUGGAGCACAGGUUCUGGUUCUGCCCAUUUGACCUGUAGGAGAGGGAAAGUGGGAGUAGGAAUUCCUGCCCCAGGUUGGGUGGUCUUCCAAUUAAUGAUUCGCUGCAUCAAGGCCAUCCACACUGUUCAGACCAAGAAGUGGGAGAGUGUCUUGCUACUCUGUCCUCCAGCAUGCAGUGUUUAUGUUCUGUGUAGAAUUUCUGAGGUGUCCAAAAGGGGCUUCAACCAAAAGCAUGGCAGCGGUGGGAUUGUUGGCAUUGCUUCUUUGACCUUAACACCAUUUUCUCUUACAGCAUAUUAGAACAGCUUCUGCCAUCUAAUACAGGCCAUACACUGCCAUUAGUAGCUGCCAUGUCUUUUCCCUCCAAAAGACUCAUAAUUCUGGCUGCAAAGGGGGAAGUUCUGGGAGGGAUAUGAGAUGGAUACUUUGAACAUUCUGAAAACUCACUAAAACCAAAGAGAAUCAGCUUCCUGAGUUUGCUCCAAACAGGAAGGUCAGAGAGAAAUCUACCAAAUAUCAAAAGAUUGUCAUAUUUUCAACUUUUCAACCUGCUUCCCCAUGUGUGAUUCUAUACAAAGUUCUGUGGUAAGGAUGGUGCAACAGAUAGGGUCAUGCAUGGUAUUAUGGACAAUUCACUCAUCUUUCCCCAAGAAAAUACCGUGUGCUUUAAGGUCGGGACCCUUGUCCUUCAAGGGUCGGGGAGCGGGGCAGGGGUGGAAUUUAGAUAGGUACUCUGCAUUGUGACACUUUUGCUUUCCCUGUACCUGCUCAUUUGGGGCAGACUGGUUGUUUCCACCAUAAGACAAUAAUGUCAACAACAAUAUGCCAGUACAAGGUUGGAGAGGGGAUACUUCCUAGAGGAAACUGCUAGAAAAGGGAUGGAACAAAGAAGAUUGGAAAGGAAAAGGGAAUAAAGGAGGAAGAAAAGGAGGGAAGUUGAAAAUGUAUGGAAGAGAGAAGAGGAAAAGGAUGAGAAUGAAGAGAAAGAUGAAUCAGAGAGGAUAAAAGAGGCAUGGAGGGAGGUAACCUUGACAUUCCUGAUAGGAAAGGAAGAAGGGACAGAGUCUGCAAUGGAGAAGGGACAAACUAGGCAACCUCAUGAAGGUGGCAUUGAAAUGAGCAGGGACCGGCCAUGCAGAGCACUAUAAACAGGGGUGAGGAGGCAUCCCAGGGAGCCAAGGCCAUGCUGUAAGACAACCCAUUAAUUCUCAUUAAACUUAAUUGUUGUGAUUUAACCUGUA